UAACUGGAAAUUCUGGUCUUCUGACACAUUUCAAAGUUCCCCAGUCCUUUUAGAAACCGGACGUGAAGAACUGUACCGUACACACGUGUUUACACACAGCGCAGAAGAUAAAUAAGCAUUAGCCGACGUCCCUUUAAAUUCUGUUAAAUAUAUAGGCUAGAUUAACCAUAUCAGACUACAAUCAAUCAUCAGUUAGGCUAUCCCAAGUCUUAAGAAACUUUUUUAAGAAGCAUCACCCUCUUUACACGUUUUACUUUAUUUUGUCUUAAUCUUUAAAUAAAUUAUCUCAUUUCUUGAACUUAUGACUAGUUUGUCAAUAUCAGGCCCCCUGACACUCAAACUGAACCACAGGUAGCCAAUCAGAGCUGAAUGUGGGUCCAAAGUUCAGCUCAGGCUGCCAGUAGCUGUGAAGCAGAAACAUCUGAUAGAAACAGCAGAACUGAAGAGGAGAGCUUUACUUUGUUUUGGGGCUGCAGCGGUGAUUAAAGAAGCCAGAAUAGCCUGACCCUGCAUCCACAGGUGGACGGAUGAAGUACUGCAGUACUCGUGGUGGGGUCCAUGGAUGGGACUUCAGGGAUGUGCUGUUCUCAGGUUAUGCUCCAGAUGGAGGGAUGUUCAUGCCAGAACAGGUGCCUGUACUGGGCCCUGACACCCUGAGACGCUGGAAGGGGCUGUCCUACAGCAAACUGGUGGUGGAGGUUGCAUCACUGUUCAUCCCUGCCGAGCUGAUCCCCAGAGAUGACCUGGAGGUCCUCAUAGACGAAGCCUUGUCUGGGUUCUCUGUGCCAGAGGUGGUCACAAUAUCCCGACUGAAAGGUGGUCUGUCGGUCCUGGAGCUUUUCCAUGGAAACACCCUGGCUUUUAAGGACUUGGCUAUGACCUGUACUGUUCGCUUCCUUAACUACUUCCUACAAAAAGAGAACAGACGAGCGACUGUUCUUGUAGGUACAUCGGGGGACACUGGGGGCUCGGCCAUCCAGAGUGCUAAAGGUCUCCCUGGUUUGGAUGUGAUUGUGGUUUAUCCUCGAGGACGCAUCACUCCGGUGCAGGAGAAGCACAUGAUCACCUGUCUGGAGGACAACGUCCAUGUGUUUGCAGCGGACGGCAGCUCAGACGACAUCGACCAGCCUCUCCGCCGUCUGUUUGCUGACCAGGAGCUGGUAAAGACUCACAGACUCAUGAGCCUCAACUCGGUCAACUGGUCCAGAGUCAUGGUCCAGCUGGCCCACUUUAUACUGGCUUACCUGGAGCUCAGUGGUCUGGAGGAUUCUGGUGCAGAUCUGCCUGAGCUGGAGGUGGUGGUUCCAACAGGAGGGGCAGGAAACAUCGCAGCUGGCUACAUUGUAAAGCUGAUGGGAUUGCCCCUGAAACUGGUUGCCAUGGUGAACUCUAAUGAUACAGUGCACAGGACGGUAACCACCGGCGACUUUUGCAUGGCUGCUCAUGUCACUCAGACUCUGGCCCCUGCCAUAGACAUUCAGGAUCCGUACAACAUGGAGCGAGUCUUCUGGCUGCUGCUGGGCCGAGACAGCGCUUCAGUUAAGAGCAUGAUGGAGAAGUUUCAAAGUUCCCAUAGAUUCUUGCUGCCUGAAAACCACCGUAAACUGCUGUCACAGGUUUUGUUGACCGGCACAGUGACUGAUGAGGGAAUCUUGGAGACCAUGAGGAUGUGUUGGGAAGAAAACCAGUAUGUGUUGUGUCCUCACACAGCUGUGGCUGUAUGGCAUCAUUACCACUGUCCUCACAGCGCUGCGCUAAACAGGUGUUAUAUUGCAACAGCAUCUCCAGCCAAGUUUGAGGCAGCAGUGCAGAAGGCCGGCCUGUCUUUUGACCUACCUGAAGCGGUGCUCGCUUUGGACAGGUCUCCCACCCGUGUCCAGAAUCUGGAGAGGAGUUUGAACUGGUGUAUUGACUGGGAGGACAGGCUGAGGGAAUGGAUCCAGUCUUUGAGCAACAUCAGGAAGGAGGCAGGCGCUUAUCAGAAACACUGACUGCUCUAUAGACAAGGUCAGAGGUCUCUGGGAUCUGAUCCACUCACGUCUUUAUCUGAGUUUUUAAAGGCUGGGCUUAUUGUAAAUCCAUCUUCUUGUCUUUUUGAUGGACUUUGGUCUGUAUUGACAAAUGACCUUUUAUUUGCAGAGUGAUAUCAUGUACCUGAUCAGCUGUCACAGUGACAUCAGUGAGAAGAAAACAUUUGCAUUUGUUCUCUUCUUUUGGACAAUAAUAAUACGAAUCAAAGAUUUUUUUUAACAAAUUUCUGAAAUAAGCUAAUAUUAGUUAAAUUAUCAAAUGAUAUUACAAACAUUUACUUUUGGUAUUACAGACCCAGACCAAGUGGUAGAGAUGACCCAGGCUGGUGAAUUUAAACUGAUUUUUAAAUAAAAUUCAAACAGUG
Messenger RNA from Melanotaenia boesemani (Boeseman's rainbowfish), 2395 nucleotides. RefSeq names its product threonine synthase-like 2 (gene thnsl2). The record is from RefSeq and is a predicted model, not a curated record. The transcript is spliced from 10 exons. The coding region runs from base 528 to 1991 and encodes 487 amino acids. Gene Ontology annotation, molecular function: pyridoxal phosphate binding. Gene Ontology annotation, biological process: 2-oxobutyrate biosynthetic process; dephosphorylation. NCBI's taxonomy places the organism in Eukaryota, Metazoa, Chordata, Actinopteri, Atheriniformes, Melanotaeniidae.